GCCGCGGCACCGCCAUGCUCCGUGCCCGGCGGCCGCAGGGCGAGCGGGAGCAGGAGGAAGGUCAGGCACCGCCUUCCGCUUCCUGCGCGGCGGGGGGCCGGGCUCGGGGCACGGAGCGAUCGCUGCCCGCCCCCAGCGUCACGUCGCCGGGCAACGCGCGGCCCCGCGGCCCGGUCCCGCUCCCGUCCCCCAUGUCCGACCCGGCGGCCGCCGACGGCCCCGGCCCCCGCACCAGCGACUGGUACCGCACCAGCCCCGGCCUGCCCGGCCGCUUCCAGCAGCCGGCCUGCUUCCGCGGCUACGGGAAGCCGGAGCCUCACCCCCGGUACCGGACCACCAACCAGGCCUACGGCAGCAAAGCCCCCACGGUGCACGAGGUGCCGACCUCCUUCCACGUCACCUCGCACGCGUUUUCAAGCGCUCUGGCGCAGUGUGGCAUGUACAGAAAUAACGGGCUGAACACCUCCCUGGAGAAGAGCCACGUCACCGGCCCAGACAACUUCAUCACCGCCUAUGACCACCUCAAUUUCCAUCCCAGCUACAACCCAAGCGGCCCGUCGCACUGCUAGAUCUGCAGCAGUAACCAUGACAGUAUGAAAUGAAACCACGAUUUACUGCUGGCUGCCUAGAUUAAAAAAAAAAAACCACCAACAUAACCCAAACAACCUAUGAGCAAGCAAACAACAGCCAUGACCUUAUCCUAAAUCUGUUACUAAGCCUCACGUGAGAGCAGACAGGAGGCACUACGCUGUUGCAGCGUAGCUGCUAAACGAGGUUACAGGCUAUUUCAUGGAGAAUAAGGCAGGUUUCUAUUACACUCACCCCUGUGCCAUCAGGCUGGGACGAAGCACGCUUACUGAGCCCUUGGCUUCAGGUUACCUUCUCCUGAACGCAGACCUGGGAUGCCGCAGUUGCGCUGGGGAGAGUGAAACUCUAUAGACCAUCAGGAAAAGAAUUCCCGUGGCACGCUAAUCAGCAGCAGAUGAAGGCCUGUGCUCCACACUAUUAACCAUGUAACUCAGGAUUUAAUGGGAUUUCUUUUUUCUCCUGAACACAGGAAAAUAAAAUCUUUCGGCUUGGUAAUGUGA
This is a messenger RNA of Grus americana (Whooping crane), 1088 nucleotides long. It is a transcript of the gene PIERCE1, whose product is annotated as piercer of microtubule wall 1. NCBI's taxonomy places the organism in Eukaryota, Metazoa, Chordata, Aves, Gruiformes, Gruidae. The coding region runs from base 15 to 569 and encodes 184 amino acids. Gene Ontology annotation, biological process: axoneme assembly. The record is from RefSeq and is a predicted model, not a curated record. The transcript has 3 exons. Gene Ontology annotation, cellular component: axonemal microtubule.